UUAGCAUGGUUUGGGUGGCACACCCGCAUAGUUCUCAUGACCUAUUCAAGAUCUUUUGUCAUGAACAAGAGCAUUUUCCCCAGAGGCAAAUCUGGCUUUACGCAGAAAGUUGUGCGACAACUUUUCACCCACAGAUACAGGCUCACACACAGAAGUCUUUUCAAGAUGGGGGGAGGAGAGUCCAAACCAACAGUCGAGGCCAAGCUUCCCGAACUUGGAGCAGAGAGGUUUCGAAAGUACAACUUUCCUUUUGAGAACAUCGUGAUGGAAGGGGGAGGAGCCAAGGGGAUCGCCUAUAUCGGGGCGGUCAAGGUUUUGGAGGACGCGGGGAUCAUGAAGAACAUCAAACGGUUCGCCGGCACCAGCGCAGGCGCAAUCACGGCCGGCUUCGUGGCGGCGGGAAUGUCGUCUGGUGACGUGCUGGACGUCAUGAACAAGACGGACAUGCCGACUGUACUCCUGGACGGGCGAAGCUGGAUGUGGAAGCACGUUGGCGCUCUGUACGAUCUGCUGAACAACUUCGGCGUGUACAGGGGCCAGUCGUUCCUGGAAUGGUACGGAGAAACCCUCCGACAGCACUUCGAGAAGAAAAGCGCGGAAAGUGAAGAGAUGAAAGAACUCUACCAUGGCCUGACGGGGGACAUCAACUUUGCACAGCUAUCCGAGGCCCUUGGUGUGGAGUUCUGUACAGUGGCUUACAACACGCAGACUAAACAGGAGAACUACUUCCACGUCAAGACAUCGCCUCUGCUCUUCCUGCGGGAGGCAGUGCGCAUGUCUAUGUCUAUUCCAGUCGUGUAUCAGCCGUACAAAGUCGAGGAUAAGGAGACCGAGCCCCAUUGGAUCGACGGAGGCGUCUGCGCCAACUUCCCCGUGUACUGCUUUGAUGGUUGGUGGCUGUCAAUGGAGGAGGGCUGCUGUUUCCAUAGCCGUCUAGGGGAGACGCAGGACAGGGAGACGGUCAGGAGGGCGUUCCUUCCCGCAUACAGUUUCGAGCGGUUCACGCCGGAAGGAGACGAGGAAGAAAAGAAGGCGAAGAAGAAGAAAACGAUCGGGUUGCUGCUGUAUUCAGAAGGUGACCCUGAACUAUACCAGGACAAGUUCACAGAUCGCGUCCGCAACUUCACAGACCAGCACCAGGAACUGAAGAAGGAAGCCAUCAAGCCGGACACAGAGAAGCGUCGCACGUAUGACGACAACACGAAGAAGAUGGCAACUCUAGAGAAAAAACAAAGGGCAGACCUGAUGAGGAGUCUGGGGCUGAAGACGAAGCUGGACGAGGUCAAGUCGCUGUUCCCGGACGCGGGAAAAAUGAGGGACUGCUUCAACACCAAAAUGACACUAGAGGACGUCCAAAUAAUCACCGUGAACUCUGACCCGGACAUGUCAGACGAAGAGAAGGAGAAGGCCUUUAAGGAUGCCUUUGACUCACUUUUCAUCAACUUUAAGGGAAAGCUGACGAAGGUAACUACGGAGAACAUCUUCGACAACUGGGCUCCGCUGACGGUGGCCACGAAGGACAGUCUCAAGUCUAGUUUCAUCCGGACCCCGGGCGAGCUGUACGCGGCGUACCUGGACUUCGUGGGCAAGAGCAAACCCAUUCGGGAGGAUGACGUUGGCAGGUGCGUCGGUAUUGACGUGGAUUACGUCGGCACCGGAGACUUCGACAUGGCUCCUGAGGACAAGACUUUCCUCAUGAUGCAAGGAGCCAUCGCCACUGUGGCGUUUCUGGAAGAGUUCAUCGAGAAGAACGGACUGAAGCCUGAAAAGUAAGGCAGAAGUCUGACCCGGAAGACAUGCAGACAAGAAAAGGAGUCAAUGCAUCAUCACAAAUGGAUGGAUCACUGUACAACACACGGAGUAGGGCUAGCAAAUAAAAGUUGGAAGAAAUCAUUGGUUCUGAAAGAAAGUCUGUAAUAUCCAACGCAAAAAUUUGACUUACCCACAUUUUCGACUUCCAAAUUUAGUUGUUGGGAGUGUAAGAUAAACAGGCAAUGUGUUGAAAUAAACAAAUAUCAAACAGAUAAUACAUUUACUGGUGACUGGGGAACGGUAUGACAGGAUCUUGCAGGCAGUGUCUUUCAAAAAUCGAAAGGGGGCGCUGCUGUGCAAUAAAUCUAGUGUUUAACAAGGACGUUUUUAUCCGAAGGGCCUUGCGGAACAGAAACACUGUUACAUAUGCGGCAUUUAUAUCAAUCAUAGAUUGGUAGUAGAGGUUCAAUAUAAUGAAUCAAUAUCGGCAGAAUCCAGCUAAAGAAUGGUGGUCUUAGUCUAUGGUUUAAGUCUUCUUAGGUAACGUCGAAGAAAGUGAGACAAC
This is a messenger RNA of Branchiostoma floridae (Florida lancelet), 2317 nucleotides long. RefSeq lists its product as uncharacterized. Gene Ontology annotation, biological process: lipid metabolic process. The record is from RefSeq and is a predicted model, not a curated record. Bases 37 to 1773 code for a protein of 578 amino acids. NCBI's taxonomy places the organism in Eukaryota, Metazoa, Chordata, Leptocardii, Amphioxiformes, Branchiostomatidae. The transcript has 12 exons.